Molecule: messenger RNA, 921 nt
Organism: Penaeus chinensis
Lineage: Eukaryota; Metazoa; Arthropoda; Malacostraca; Decapoda; Penaeidae
Product: wiskott-Aldrich syndrome protein homolog 1-like
Exons: 4
Coding region: 1-921 (306 amino acids)
Source: RefSeq, a predicted model, not a curated record
AUGGCGCCCGUGUUUUCACAAGACCCCGGAUUGCCUUACAAGACCGCGCGGCUUAAGGUCUCGGUCCCGCGAGUCAAGAAGUUAAAUGUUGUUUCUGCUCCUCUCGGGCUGGGCGAGUGGACGGUGAGGCAUUUAGAGUUUAAAGUGAAAGAGAUUUCAGUGUUUAAGUGGCCAGAGUCACUGAAGGACGACCUCCCCCCUCCCUCCCCCCCAGGACCCCCGGCCACGCCCACAACAGCUCUUGCUAAGAUAUCCACGACUCCUCACCCCUCUUUCCCCCAACCACCGCCCUCUUCACUCCCAUGCCAAGCACCACAGCUGCCCUCGCCCCCCAUGCCCCUCCUCUCCACCCACGCCCGCGCCCAUGCCCUGGCCGCCCUGCCGAGCGAGCGUUCCCAGGGGCGCGGCACCAGUGACCGCAGGAGGGUCUCGGGGCCAGCAGGGCAAGCAGUUCCGGUCGUCACCCAGUAUGUCUUGUUCCCGGGUGAUUCGCGUUUACCUCAGUGGUUAACCAAUGGUAGAUCUGUUGCAUCGGAGGCGCCUUCCCAUGAGGGUCAAGUUGCUCCAGGCUGCCACUGCCACCGCAGCGCUGUCACUGGAGCCACGCUCACCUGCCCGGCGAUGCGGCUCUUGCGGCCUCCCGCGCCGGGCUCUUGCCCUUGCCGCCCCUCCCGCCGGCUCUUGCUGACCCCAUGUGACCGGGCUUUUGCUCUUCAACUGUUCCAUCCCGAUGUGAGUGGAACAGUACCCGGCUGCUCCCCUCCGGACGGGGCUCCUUCUCUUCCACUUCUGACGGGGCCAUCACGGCGCCCUCUUGUAGUUGUUCUUGCAGUUCCCCUUCUGCAGGAGCAGUUGCUGGUCCUCUUGCGGAAAUCUCCUCCGGGGGAUCUUCUUCUCAGUCUCCUCCUGAUAGCUUUCUGA